Lingula anatina is the source of this 3966-nucleotide messenger RNA. RefSeq lists its product as uncharacterized. The record is from RefSeq and is a predicted model, not a curated record. NCBI's taxonomy places the organism in Eukaryota, Metazoa, Brachiopoda, Lingulata, Lingulida, Lingulidae.
GAAAAGACUGCGGAGGGGAUGCAUGCUGGGACUGGCAGCCCUGUACAUGGACCAUUCCAAUGCAGGGUUACAUAGUGGAGUUGGUGGAGACCUGCAAUGCUCCCUGGAAAGAAGGCAUGGAAUAAAACAACAUAUUUAACCUGUAAGGCUAGAAUGAAUGCCCUCUUAAACUAUCUUAGAACUCUUAUUUAUUUCUCUGCAAGUAAUGUUACCCUAAGACAAAAGUAGUCCUUUUGAAGUUCUGUAAAAUGAGAAGUUGGAUUAUCACUGAUUUCUCUACAUGCAUAUGUUAGUGUACUACAAAAAUAGGUCUCAGAGAUAGAUAAAUGAUUGUUAAUGCUAUGUAAAUUAUUGAAAAAAAUUACGUUAAAACAAAUGCCUUGGGUAAAAGAAUGUAAUUGUUAUUUUGUGAAUUCAUGAAACUGUUGUGGGUUCUGCAUGUGUAUGUGGGAGUGUUGGUCAUCUGAGGUUUUUUUCAUGUUUGUUUAUGUAUUAUCAGAUCACCUAGUGUAUAGCAGUGUAUAGACCCAUUGGUGCAUGGUAACUGACCAAUCAGAGACACAGAAUUCUACUACAGGGAUACAAAGAAGAUUGUGUAAGUGCCUCAACAUGUCAGGACAGCAUGAAACGGGGCAAGGCAAGCAGUCUCCUCCAUGUCUUAAAAUGGCGCAAUCCCAGACGAGAUACCAUCGUCGUUAUACUGGUCGUGGCUACAAUUAUCCUCUUGAUUCAAAAGGAGCUAAUGCGCCAGCAAGCCACAACGGCUGUUCACGCGGACUCCAAUUGGGCAGAAGUUGUUUCGUGGCGUCACCAGCAUACUGGACGUCAACUGACGUCAUCGGAUCUUUACGAAGAAGACAGGCGUAUUGCCAUUGGUUGCGCUGUUACUACCCGUAGGAUCUUUGGUCUUGAUGAGAAUAACAUAAAAGAGCGAUUGCCUCUAUUUAAACAGAUGUUACCAACGUUUUGUAAAACAGCCAGCAUCGGUUUCAACUACACAUUCUUCAUUGCUCAUGAUAAUAAUGACCCGUUCUUUAACAUGAUGGAUGCUCAUUUAGUCUUCCAGCAGGCGUUUGCCAGCGUCCUGACCGCCUACUGCUCAUAUAAAAUCGCAGUUUCCCUCCAUAUAAUAGAAGUCCCCUAUGGUUCUAAACCGUCUUGGGCACAAGCCGACGCCAUGUUGGUGGCAUACUUAGAAGACAUGCCGUAUUUCUACCGUAUCAAUGACGACACCCGUUUUACGACAUCUGGUUGGACCGAGGCCUUUAUAAGCAGGCUGGCUAACUUUCAACCCCCUAACGUCGGUGUAGUGGGUCCCCAACACAAAGGAGGCAAUGAAGAGAUAUUGACAUACGAUUUCGUCCACAGGACUCACAUGGAUAUUUAUGGGGUAUACUAUCCGCGGAUUUUCACCACAUGGUGGGCGGACCAAUGGAUUUCUGAUGUCUAUUCACCGUCGCGCUUUGCAAAACUUCCCUCCGUUCAAGUGGAACAUGUUCAGGGCUUCAAAAGCAGAUAUGACGUGGACUUUAGCCGGGAACAGUAUUUUAGAGAAGAGGAAAGCAAAGGGAAGGCGUACCUGGCAAGAUGGUUGGAGGCAAAACAGAAAGCGUCUUUAAGCAGAAAUACCGAUACUCGGCAUGUAAUUGCUUAUACCCUAUAUGGUGCUAACUUAACGUACACUUAUGGUGCCAUUAGAAUCGCUCAGCUAGCUCCCGUUAUAUUCCCCAAAUGGAAACUCCGUUUUUACGUAGAAGAUAGUUCGGGAGGUGAAAACUCUACAAAAUACCCAGCAGUGCCGUCGUUAAUUUUAAAAAUCUUGCGUCGCCUAGGUGCACAAAUUUCUAUCGUCAGUCGUGACGACGCGCGCGACAUCCCAGCAGCAUUUUGGAAGUUCCUGGUGGCAGACGAUCCAAAUAUUAGUAAAUUUUUAUUACGAGACGUCACAACCCGACCCACGGACAGAGAAGCCAUUUUUCUGGAGCACUGGAUGACUUCGAAAGAACCAUUUUACUGCAUCCGGGACCACCCUAAUCACGGGCGCUUUGCUUUGAUGGGGAAUUUAUUCGGUGGUAAAGCUGUCGACUUGCAGAAAACCCUAAGAAACUCCAUACGAGAAUCCAUAUCCGGAUAUAAAGACCUUAACGCGUUUCUGAACGAACGUGUCUGGCCGCUGAUUAAGUCCAACACUUUGUGUCACGACAGUGUCGCGUGCGAGAAGUACCCUAACUCCGCACCUGCCCCGUUAGAACGCACACAUUAUGAUUACAUAGGGGAGCACGUGGCACCCUACGGUGAACCUCUGUACCCAGAUGAACUUGUGAAGCUGCAGCGUAUGGCAGUACAGAAGAAAUGUGUCAACGACACUCGGUAUUCAAUGCUGUUCUACAGCCUGGGGAUGUCUAUAGCGCCCGUGUAUGACGUCAAAAACACAUUGCGACCUUUUGGGGUGAAAUUUGUAGACAACAGCCUAUCUGAAAACUGCGGUGCCUUCAAAUCGUGUGCCAGUAGUUUGAAAGUUCUAAACCGGAAUAAUACCGUAGAUCUGAGCGCUGAGGAUGCUGAACGUUUUUUCCAAGCGUAUAAAGAAGACUACCUUUUCACUCAGGUGGAUGCCUUCGUUUGCACUGAUCCGGUCUCCGUAUGUGAGGCAUUCGUGAAAUUUAAUAAAAGUCUUCUAAUCAUGACGUCGACGAGGUACGAAAAAGGUCGAACCUCGCCGAUUAGAUGGCGGCAGUGGAACAAGCGUUUAUUGACCUUGGCUAAUGACCCCACUAACGUCAUCGCUGCCACAAGUAAAUAUGACGUAGAAUAUAUGAAAUAUUUCCUUGGGACAGAGGCUCUUCUGCUUGAACCUAGUUGCGCGUACCUCAAAUACAAAUAUAACCCAAAGAAAAAUCAGUUUCUCUUGGGUCCGAUACUCAGCGAUGAAUUCCGGUCAUUUUUCAGACAAGAACUUAAUUUUGCAAUGAAUAAGACGAAAGUCAACGUAGAAAUAGAGUAUAUGCCGUAUAGCAGUCUAUUCAAGGCGGGCUCUCACAGGAGAAUAUCAGAAUACAAAGGAAUCAUACACAUUCCGUUCGAUGUGACCUCCAUGUACCAGACUGAGCAAUAUCGAAUGAACAUUCCAUUGUUUUUUCCAUCCCUUGAUUUACUCAUUAAAUGGCAUCUGAAAUAUCAGCUGCUACAGCAGCGGACGUUAGCAGGACAAGAGGGUCGUUCCGCAAAAGCGUCAGCCAUUCCUGGUGUUAUGGAUGUUCCUGAUCCAAAUGACGACACUUAUGACGUGGCGCUUCGCCACUGGUUGCAAUAUGCGGAUUAUUACCAGUGGCCUUAUGUGAUACUUUUUGAAUCUCUAGAUGAUCUUGUAGAGAAAUUAGAAAGAGUCGAUCUCGCUGAAACGAGCAGAGAAAUGAUGACGUACAAUACGUAUCUUAAGGAGCAGCUGUUAGACAAAUGGAAACGUGUACUCACGCGAUUAGCUAUUACAAAAACGGGACACUUUUGGCGACAUAGCAAAUUCGAGCUUCAUACAUUAAAGAUAUAAUGAAAUUAACACUGUGGUGAUUAAUUUAGCAUAAAUGCGACGUCAAUUUUGAUAUUUGCAAUUCUGAUUACGUUUGAAACAAGUUACGAUGAUUCCACUGUACAUUUCGGAACUGCGUACCUGUUUUGUUUGAUAUGAUUUAAUACGAGUGAUGUCAAGUAAACCAAGGAGGUGCAUGCACCUUGAUUUACAGUUUCCAUAGACAAAGAUCAACAAAAUUAAGGCUGUGAUAAAAAUUAUUUAAAAGUUAAAGGCAAAAAAUAUAAAUCAUUUUACAAUUGUAAGUAGACAGUUUUGAAAAUGAUAAUUUCAACCAAAUGCAAUAUCUUCAUCUGAUUGACACUGCUAGCCUGCCAAGACUUUGUAGAUAUCAUUAUUUUGGAGGGAAAACAUGGUGUUACAACAAAUAAAGCUUUGGU